Molecule: messenger RNA, 1505 nt
Organism: Penaeus indicus
Lineage: Eukaryota; Metazoa; Arthropoda; Malacostraca; Decapoda; Penaeidae
Product: WD repeat-containing protein 18-like
Exons: 6
Coding region: 612-1490 (292 amino acids)
Biological process (GO): rRNA processing; DNA-templated DNA replication
Cellular component (GO): nuclear pre-replicative complex
Molecular function (GO): protein binding
Source: RefSeq, a predicted model, not a curated record
AUUGGCAGGAAAAUGUGUUUUUCUUGUUAAUUGAUACUGUUAUUAUUGUUAUUGAUAUUAUGAUUAUUAAAUUGUUAUUAAAAUUUAAGAUAAUGAAAUAAUGCAAAAGACCUUUUCCAAGAGUCGAGGAAAAGGGUAAACAGGUGAGAUAGGUAGGACUAAUAACUGACUCCGUGUUGACUAGUUAUUUGGAGAGCCAUCAAUGUGUAAAUACAGUAAGUGGGCAGGGCAUCUAUUCUUGCCAUAUGGGGUAAUUUGGUUAAAAUAUGAAAAAUGUUCAGAAUAGGACAACAUGAAGCGAUGUUGUGCAUCCUUAGUAUGAACUCCAGCAAAGGAAAAAAAAAGAAAAAAAAAAGUAGGUUCAUUAAGGAAGUGUCACAUUGGUAUCUUAUUUGGCAGUAAAUUUCCAGGGAAAUUAAUAGUUUCUGUGUUGUGAGAAUAUUAGUGAUGGUGUUAUUCUAUUGCUGUUCGGGCCCCAGCAUCACAGGACUUCAACUUUCUGCUGAUUAUUUUGUCUAUGACUGCUAUUUGGUGUAUUUUUUUAUGACCAUUAUCCAAAUUUCUCUCAAUUGAAAGAGCUAGUUUUACUGUAAUUAGCAUGACAUCGGAAGAUGACUCAUAUGGAACCACUUAUAGAGGCGAUUGUAGUUACGUCAAACAAUACUGGUGCGGAGUCAGUGCAGGUGUAUGAUGUGGCAACAGGCACCCACUUGAAGAGUUACAGAGGGGACAUUUCAGCACAGUCUACACUAUGCUUUGUAGGUCAAGCAGAAUACCUGAUGGCAGCUGUCAGAGAUAAACCAUUCCUCCAAGCAUGGGCCCUUCCCCGUCAUGAGACCUUGCAGAUAAGAUUAAUCGUUCCUGGAAAGGCAUGUGCAAUGGCUGUCAGCCCCAGUGGACCCAAAUACUGUGUUAUUGGUAUUGCAGAAAAGUUAACAGUAUACAAGCUCGUAACUGGACGCAUGAUUGGGGUGUCCAGUAGGCAUUAUCAACCAGUUACUUGUGUGAAGUUUACACCUUGUGGCAAUUAUUUUGCCUCUGGGGGAGAAGACGGCUUUGUCUACCUGUGGAGUUUGGCCUCUUUCAUAGAGACUUUGCACAAGCAGGAUGCUCCACAAGUACAGCCACACUUCAUCUUGGGACAACAUUCAGAUAAGGUCACUGACUUGGCCAUGACCUCCUCAGGAAUGCAAGGGUUCCUCGUCUCUUCCUCACUGGACCACACUGCCAAGGUGUUCGAUCUCGUCACUGGGCGUCUCAUCUACAACAUCAUCUCCGGCACAGGCAUCACCAGUGUGGCAUGCAACAGCUUAGGUUCUCAAGUGUUCUUGGGGAACAACAAUGGCACAGUCAAUAUUGCUAACUUGCUGCCACACCCACCUCCUGGCGAUGUGCAGGUGAAUGGCUGCUUAUACUUGUGUUUUUUAGUAGACAAAGGAUUUCAAGUGACAGUGCCAUGUAACUUUAAUACUUCAACUAUUUAUAUAUGAUAUAAGACUUAUUUU